Sphaerulina musiva SO2202 is the source of this 2574-nucleotide messenger RNA. RefSeq lists its product as uncharacterized. The coding region runs from base 1 to 2574 and encodes 857 amino acids. The record is from RefSeq and is a predicted model, not a curated record. The transcript has 2 exons. NCBI's taxonomy places the organism in Eukaryota, Fungi, Ascomycota, Dothideomycetes, Mycosphaerellales, Mycosphaerellaceae.
AUGGUCAGCACAGCUGCGCCAACGCCAGGCAACGCUACUCCAGCAUCAUGGUCACGACCAGCAUCACUGUACCCAGUGGGCGAUUUCCGCAACUCACAAGCCGAGGAUAUCAAUGAGAUCAAGUGCGAUGUCAUGGUCAACUGGCUUUACCAACAGCAAAUGGAGCGUCUCUGGACUGCAGGGGGAGUGGACGAGGGUGUUGUCCUCAAAAAGUCAAGAGGACAGUACGCCUGCUGUCCUGCUGACAUCGUCGAGGAGCCAUAUGGCUUUGCAAAAGCCAUUGAGACUCUCAACGUCAGGGUAGCCAUGACUGUCAACACGAGAGUCAUCAAGCUCUUCCUUCACAACAACGAUCGAUCGUACGUUCCGUUGAAGAACGGUCUCCGACUCCAAGUCCUCCCGGACAUCUCCUACCUUCCUCGUUGCCAAAAACAUCAGUUCGCUGCUUUCAUUGCAGACCGCGGUCUUUUGGUCGUCUGGGACGACGAGCCUCGUCACCUGCUUGAUCGCGCUCACAAGAUCGAAAAGUCACUCAUGGAGAUGAUUUGGGACGACAACUCUUCCAUCGACGAGAAGAAAGAAGGCAGCGUCGCUGUGAACGAAGUAGAUGGCUCUGAAAGCGGUGCAGAUCUGGAGGCCAACGGUUCGGAGAAGCCCAGGAGCAUCGUGCUGUGGCAAGCUAUCCUAUGUGCUGCCACUCUAGCACUGUCCAUCCUCUGUCUUGGUCUUGGUGUCAGACAGCUCGCGAUUCAGACCGCAGUCGACAAGUCUUACAUCCGCAUGGCCUUGAUCGUUGUGCUCCCAUUGCAAUUCUGGGUUGGUUUGUUUUUCUUCCAAUCGGUGAUUGGCAACCUGGCACAGCUCAUUGGACCCAUCUCGCAAAUGUCUGCCAAUACCAAAUACUACUCCGGUCUGAAGCCCAAGCGUCUCCGACGCGGCGAAAAUGGUCUCCCGCACAUGACGAUUCAGAUGCCUGUCUACAAGGAAGGUCUCAAGGCUGUCAUCGAACCGACCAUUGCUUCCAUCAAGAACGCGAUAUCUACAUAUGAGAUGCAAGGCGGCACUGCUAACAUCUUCAUCAACGAUGAUGGUAUGCAGCUUAUCAGCGAAGACGACGCCCGCGCUCGCCAGGACUACUAUGAUGAGCACAACAUCGGCUGGGUUGCUCGACCAAAACAUACCCCCAAACCCGCUGAGGGCGAGGAGGUCUUCCUCCGCCGCGGAAAGUUCAAGAAGGCUUCCAACAUGAACUACGCCAUGUGGGUCAGCAACCGUGUCGAAGACAAGCUUGCUGUUGUGGAACGUCGUCAAGGCUGGAACCAAGAGGAUGAGGCCAAUGCAUACCGCGAGGCGCUUUCCGAGGUCGUCGAAGAAGACCAAGGCCGAACCUGGGCUGAUGGAAACAUCCGCAUGGGUGAUUAUAUCCUGAUCAUCGAUUCGGACACUCGUGUGCCCAGCGACUGCUUCUUGGACGCCGUCUCGGAGAUGGAGGCAUCGCCACAGGUCGCCAUCAUUCAGUACUCUUCCGGUGUCAUGAACGUGACCGACUCCUACUUCGAGAGGGGAAUUACGUUCUUCACUAAUUUGAUCUACACUGCCAUCCGUUUCGCUGUCGCCAACGGUGAUGUCGCGCCGUUCGUCGGACACAACGCCGUCCUUCGUUGGUCUGCCGUUCAAUCUAUUGGCUAUGAUUGCUACUUUGGUGAUGACCGCGAGAAGUUCUGGUCCGAAGAUACUGUGUCCGAAGAUUUCGACAUGGCUCUCCGUCUUCAAACUGCUGGCUACCUCGUCCGUCUCGGUGCUUACCAGGGCGAUGGCUUCAAGGAAGGUGUUUCUUUGACAGUGUACGAUGAACUGGCACGUUGGGAGAAGUAUGCUUACGGCUGUUCCGAGUUGAUCUUCCAGCCCUUCCGCUACUGGCUCACUCGUGGACCAUUCACAAAACUCUUCCGCCGCUUCAUUGCUUCUGGCAUGCCCCUCGCAUCCAAGUUCACGAUCAUGGCAUAUGUUGGUACUUACUUCGCGCUUGGAACUGCUUGGGUCUUGACACUUGCCAACUACUUCCUGAUUGGAUGGUACAACGGCGCACUGGAUCACUACUAUCUCUCGUCAUGGAAGAUCUGGAUCGCCAUUGUCGUCAUUUUCUCCGGUCUUGGCAAUGUCUCCCUUGCUGUCCUGAGGUACCGCACUGGGGAAGCGACUCUAUUCCGCGCGAUUAUCGAGAACUUCUCCUGGGUACCACUUCUCAUGAUCUUCCUUGGCGGUGUCUCUCUGCACGUCUCGCAGGCUCUGCUAUCGCACUUGUUCAGCGUUGACAUGUCAUGGGGAGCCACGAGCAAAGAAGCAACGGACACGACUUUCUUCGCAGAAGUGCCAAAUGUCAUCAAGAAGUUCAAGGGCACCUUCAUCUUCUGCUUCGGUUGCAUCGCAAUGAUGAUUGUGCUGGCAAUCGGUGUGCCUUACUUUUGGAAGAUUGAUCAGUUCAUUGCGAUUUUCCCCCUCUGCACUGUUGUGGCUGGGCAUUUCUUAUUACCUGUGGCACUCAACCCAGGUCUGAUGAGGUUUACAUGGUAA